CCACCACAAUCCCAAGUCUCCAAGCUCCCUCUUUCUCCUUCUCUUUCUCAUCAUCAAGGCGACUUCUUCGAACAAGAGAAAGAGAGAGAGAGAGAGGAAGGAGAGGGGUAAAAAAGUACAAAAAGUCGUCGGAAAAAGAAAAAAGAGAAUAAAAUAAUUCCUUUCCAAAUUUAGAAAGACUACUAUCAUCAAUGGAUACAGCCCUAAUCGCCUCCAACCUCUGCCCUCUGCUCACCCCAUCCUCUUCCUCUCUCAAAUCGAAGCCCUAUCUCCCGCUUCACGGCCGAGGAUUCUUCAGUUCCCGCCACUCACGGCGACAACUCCUCCAUACAAAGCCCUCGACGUCCGGCAGCGGCCCAAGCGCCUUCGCCGUUGCCAAGAACGGCGCCGUCGUCGCCAAUUCAUCAAACAAUGGUGUCUAUACAGUAGGUGAUUUUAUGACAGGGAAGGAAGGGUUACAUACAGUGAAGCCGACAACAACAGUUGAUGAAGCAUUGGAGAUGCUAGUGGAGCACAGGAUCACUGGCUUUCCUGUGAUUGAUGAUGAUUGGAACCUGGUUGGCGUGGUCUCAGAUUAUGAUUUACUAGCAUUGGACUCCAUAUCAGGCAGUGGACGCUCUGAUGCAAGCAUGUUCCCGGAGGUCGAUAGCACGUGGAAGACCUUCAAUGAGAUCCAGAAGCUGCUAAGUAAAACCAAUGGUAAAGUUAUUGGAGAGCUGAUGACUCCUGCCCCACUUGUUGUUCGUGAAACAACCAACCUCGAGGAUGCUGCAAGAUUACUUCUUGAAACAAAAUAUCGCCGGCUUCCUGUGGUAGACAGCACGGGUAAAUUGGUCGGUAUCAUCACGAGGGGAAAUGUAGUUAGAGCAGCACUUGCGAUCAAGCGUGAGAUUGAAAAGAGUUCCAAAGCAUGAGUUUGGAAAACAAUCACAGAUGAUUUUAUCAGAGCAAUUGCAGCUUUCCGCAUCCAAGUAUCAAAUCAUAACUUUGUAUCUCGUGUAUAUGCCUAUUUAUAUGUUCUUUAUCUUAUUUAUGUAUUUGAACUGAAGUUUUGAUCAGGCCCCAAGUCAUUUCUUGCGGUCGAAAAACCAAGCUUGUAAUACUUGAGAAAUGACGCCGUCUCAUUGAGGCUUCAUUUUUUUGACUACUUACUAACAGAAGGAUGAAAUACAACUAGUAUUCAUGACCUAGCCUGUAAGUGCCGGUAUUUUAGCAAGAUCUUUGUAUUCAAUGCAA
Messenger RNA from Asparagus officinalis (garden asparagus), 1236 nucleotides. Its product is annotated as CBS domain-containing protein CBSX1, chloroplastic. The transcript is spliced from 8 exons. Bases 192 to 914 code for a protein of 240 amino acids. Lineage: Eukaryota; Viridiplantae; Streptophyta; Magnoliopsida; Asparagales; Asparagaceae. The record is from RefSeq and is a predicted model, not a curated record.